Molecule: messenger RNA, 1221 nt
Organism: Arabis nemorensis
Lineage: Eukaryota; Viridiplantae; Streptophyta; Magnoliopsida; Brassicales; Brassicaceae
Source: the annotation of a GenBank genome assembly
AUGCCCAUUUCUCUGACAUUACGUAUUCAUAUUGCUCUUCUUAUCUCUCUAACCGCUCUCAUCUGCCCCAAGCGAUGCACAUCGCAUGCCUCACUUACGCUAAGGCUAAUACACUCAAAAUCAAUCAAAACCCAAGAAGCACCAAACAAAAAAACUGGUUACUUAAGUCCCAAGACAAUCCCCGCUUCUCCUCUAGAUAACUUGUGGACCACGGAAACAGCGGAUAUGGUCUCACAUGUCACUCCUAUUCCGAAUCCAGCAUCAUUCCUCGCAAAUAUUUCUAUCGGCAACCCACCGAUCUCGCAACUCUUACUUAUAGACACAGGUAGUGACCUAACUUGGAUUCAGUGUCUUCCUUGCAAAUGUUACCCUCAAACAAUUCCCUUUUACCACCCUUUAAGAUCUUCCACUUACCGUAACGCCUCCUGCGAAUCCUCACCACACGCCAUGCCUCGAAUCUUUCGGGACGAAAAGACCGGAACUUGCCAAUACUACCUCCGUUACCGGGACUAUUCAAGCACCAGAGGCGUAUUAGCCGAGGAAAAGCUCACACUUCAAACAUCCGACGACGGUUUGAUCUCUAAACAUGGCAUUGUUCUUGGAUGCGGUCAAGACAACUCCGGUUUUGCUCAAUUCAGCGGCGUCCUUGGUUUAGGACCCGGUAAAUUCUCCAUAGUAACCCGCAAUUUUGGUUCUAAAUUCUCUUACUGCUUUGGCAGCUUAAUGGAUCCGACUUACCCUCACAACAUUCUCAUCCUCGGAAAUGGCGCCAAAACCGAAGGCGAUCUAACGCCCUUACAAAUAUAUCAAGACCGUUACUACCUUGACCUCCAAGCAAUCUCCCUCGGAGAAACACUUCUCAAUAUUGAACCCGACGUUUUCAAAAGAUAUGGUUCUCAAGGAGGAGAAGUUCUCAGGCGCGUGCAAGAUUGGGAUCAAUACACGAAUCCUUGCUACGAAGGGAAUAUGAAACUUAGUCUCUACGGAUUUCCUGCGGUCACGUUCCAUUUUGUCGGCGGUGCUGAACUAGCAUUAGACGUUGAGAGCUUGUUCGCUAGUAGUGAAAGUGGAGAUAGCUUUUGCUUGGCUAUGAAUAUGAACUCGUUCGAUGAUAUGAAUGUGAUUGGUGCCAUGGCUCAGCAGAAUUAUAAUGUUGGUUUUGAUCUUAGUAACAUGAAUGUGUUUUUCCAAAGAACUGACUGUGAGCUUCUUGAUUCUUAA